Bombus pyrosoma is the source of this 1540-nucleotide messenger RNA. RefSeq names its product small integral membrane protein 14. The record is from RefSeq and is a predicted model, not a curated record. Gene Ontology annotation, cellular component: endoplasmic reticulum. Bases 172 to 492 code for a protein of 106 amino acids. Lineage: Eukaryota; Metazoa; Arthropoda; Insecta; Hymenoptera; Apidae. The transcript is spliced from 5 exons.
CAGUAUUCGACUGAGACAUUAGAGAUAUAACAAACAAGUGUAAUGGCUGACACGUAUUGGAUGUAAAUACAUGCACGUCCUUAUUUUUUAUACAGUGUUAAAUACUACUUUAUCGCGAAGGUUAUUCGUAUUAUACUCAUUUUGCCAAAGCGACUAAGCAUAGAUACUGCGAUGGCUGACGAGGGAUUUGAUCUGUGCGAAUACAUGUGGAGCGAAUUUGCUAUGCAACGUCUGCUUUUGAUCUUGCGACAAAAUCAAAAUUAUUGCACGGAUAAUGAAUGUUUUAGCAUGUCGCGAUUGCCAGGACCACGCGAUACUUCGUCGUCCUCAAACUUUUUCAUGACCACUUUGUUAAUUAUUGGAUUCGCUGUUCUUAUGUAUGUUCUUAGACCAAACUCUCUUCGUCAAUUAACCAACAACACAGCUAAAGAUCGAGAUAACGAACGCGAUUCAAAUGGCGACCCUCCCGUACCUCCACCGACAUCGCAAUAAGAAAUGCAAUAUGACAAACACUGGAUUUUCAUAGUAGAAUCUGCCAAACUUAUGAUAACAGAAGAACUGGAGAGAGAAUAAUUAAUUCAUUCAUUCGAUUUAUAAAAUAUAACUAGUAUAUAUUUAAUCUAACCAAAUAAGAACUAUAACUUCCUUUCACAAGUUUGAGAAUCAUUAUAUUUAUACACUUUAACGAGUAUACACAUACGCAUUUUAAUUUCUGCAGUUUUACUUAUUAAAAUCUAUCACAUGUCAGGGGACCUGUGCAAAAGAAAAAAAUAUAAUUUAACGAGAUUAUUUUCGUUAAAUAUAAUACGUAACCGAAUCACCGAUGUUGUGCCACAGGCUGUUGGAAAUAGUCCUUUACGAACACAUGACAGUUUUAACAUUGAAAUUGCGAUUUUUAAACUGGAACUGUGAUUGCACAUAUUGUAUAUCAUAGGGGAAAAAACUGUUAAAAAUGUAUUUUGAUAUUUAUUAUUGUAAAUAGCCUGAGUACCUGUAAUUCGAUAAGGAAAUUGUAUUCUAGUAUUUAUAUUAAAUUCGAUAAAGUUUCAUAGCAGAUGUAAUUGAACUUUGUAGAUUAAAAUUUGUUGAUCAAUUAAAAAACAAUGUAACGAUGAACUAAAAUAUAUUGCCGUUUAUUUAUGUUUUUUAUGUUAGUUUUGAGGGAUUCUGAGGAUAUAGGCGUACAAUACAUAUUAAAAACAAUACAAUGAAUUGAGGCAAUCUUUUUUCUUUUAUAAUAGGAUUGAAAAAUUAAAUAUAAUAGUAUUACAGUUUCAUGUUGCUCAGUACAAAAAUUAAACAUUGGAACCAGUGUCCCCAAUAAUUUCUGUUGAAUUACAUUAUUUGUGCUAUUUUGUAUGAUCUAUUAUGUUGGAGCCUUAUUUGAAUCCUAAUGGUUUUACUAUACACAAAAUGAUUUAAAAAUAAAAUUUAAUGUAAUCCAUGCUCGCAUAGUGAAUAUGAAAAAUGAAAUACUUCUUUUUUAAUUGUUGUACAUUCCUCCAUCUUAUAUGUAACAAUAAACAUGCAUUGUAUUUUA